Molecule: messenger RNA, 297 nt
Organism: Sciurus carolinensis (gray squirrel)
Lineage: Eukaryota; Metazoa; Chordata; Mammalia; Rodentia; Sciuridae
Product: microtubule-associated proteins 1A/1B light chain 3B-like
Exons: 1
Coding region: 1-297 (98 amino acids)
Biological process (GO): autophagy of mitochondrion; macroautophagy; cellular response to nitrogen starvation
Cellular component (GO): autophagosome; cytosol; autophagosome membrane
Molecular function (GO): ubiquitin protein ligase binding
Source: RefSeq, a predicted model, not a curated record
AUGCAGUUGGAGAAAACCUUCAAGCAGCGCCGCACCUUCGAACAAAGAGCAAAGGACGUGCACCUCAUCCCAGAGCAGCAUCCCACCAAGAUCCGGGUGAUAACAGAAAAAUACAAGGCCGAGAAGCAGCUGCCUGUCCUGGACAAGGCCAAGUUCCUCGUGCCUGACCAUGUCAAUAUGAGUGAGUGCAUCAAGAUAAUUAGAAGGCGCUUGCAGCUCAGCGCAAUCCAGGCCUUCUUCCUCUUGGUGAACGGGCACAGCAUGGUGAGCAUGUCCACACUGGUGUCCGAGGUGUAG